AUGGACGAAAUAACUUGCAAUUUAACGAGAUCGGUAAGAUUUUAUGAAGUGAAUAGAUGUGCAAGAGGAUCUUUAAGAAACGGAGAAUCAAUAUUUCCAACUAAAGGUCUUAGAGACUUCAAAAAAUGUCCCCUAAAUUCUGCUUUUGCAACUCUGUAUCCGUACAUGAUGUUACGCAAUAAGGUCAAAAAAUUAAUAAAUUUUCAACCUGUUACUGAAUUGAAUAUAUAUGGUGCUGAUGUUGAAAUCAUGAAAAUUGCAUCUCAAUACUUCAACACCACCCUGUAUUUACAGUAUUUUUUUAGACAAGAAGAAAAUCCAUAUCUUAAUCAAGAAUAUAUUGAUCUAUUGAAAAAUGGAAGUUUAGAUGUAUGUGCUGGAGGUCUAUACCGACUAGAGAACAAUGCAGUUGAAUUCUCAGGAGUGUAUUCAAGGCAGUCCAUUAUUUGGGCUUACAGUGUUGAGCGAGAGAUACGCUCAUGGCAGUCUUUUGUGGGUAAAGUAAAUGGUAUAUAUGUUUUCUUCAUAUUUUAUAUAAUUUAUGCAAUGGUAUGGAGACUGAUAUGUAAGUUUGACAAUCAGGCCGUUUCUAUUCAUGACACCUUGCUGUACAGCGCUGGUGCUCUUCUCGGUGCUACGUCAUUGCAAGAUGCGAGAACCCUGAAGCAGAAAAUUGUUAAUAUAAUGUAUCUCAUACUAGCACUUCAUUUAUCAACAUAUAUUGCCAUUCAGCUGUAUUCAUAUUUGACUAUUCAAGGUCCACCUCCUCUUUAUAAAACUAUAGAUGCCUUAAUUUCAUCCGGAAUCAAGCCAUAUUUGAGGGAUCAGGCGAAAUAUUUUCUAGAAGACACGAAGUAUGUUGCCUUUGCGAACACGUCAGGAUCGUGUAAUAAUUUCAUGGAGUGCGAAGAGGUUAUAUUGAAAAAUGGAGGUGCGACUAUAUUGAUCGAUGGAUAUAUACCUCUGCUUCAAGCAGAUACUGCUGUUGGGGAUGAAGCGAAGGUGGUGAAGGUGAAUGAAGAGAUCCUAUUCAUUUACCACGAGAUGAUUAUUCGGAAAACUAGUUACAUUACUGUGCUAUUUCAAAAUAUGAUUUUGCAUCUGUAUGAUUCUGGUAUAUGCCAAAAGUUGUAUGAUGACGCUAUUGGCAUUACGUAUAUCGAUAAAGCGAAUAUAGCAAAUAAAAAUAUAAUGUCCAAUAGCUAUAGUUGUCAGAUGGGAUGCGCGAUCACUCUGGUACAAGCUGCUGGCGCAUUUUAUAUUUGGAUAUUUGGAUGUGCUAUCUCAUCUAUUGUUUUUAUAUUGGAAAUUAUAAUGCGAAAGGAGAGAAUACAGUUUGUUGAAUAA
Molecule: messenger RNA, 1347 nt
Organism: Zerene cesonia (dogface butterfly)
Lineage: Eukaryota; Metazoa; Arthropoda; Insecta; Lepidoptera; Pieridae
Exons: 1
Coding region: 1-1347 (448 amino acids)
Source: RefSeq, a predicted model, not a curated record